GUGUUUUUGCCGGUAGUAACGGCCCCAUUGCCGGGCCCAUCGCCCCCGAGCAGUCUGGGCAUGCCGGGCAAUAUACCGAACCUGUCGCAGCUGGACGCAACCGGCGGACAGAGUGCGUCGACGAGCGGUUUACCCCGCGGUAUUUAUACCUACCACAAUGCAAGUGCUUUUCAACAGAUGCCAAAAGAGGAAAUCAAAAAUGAACCUGGAGACUCUCCGAGCCACAAUCCCUCCAACCAGUACCAGCUGCAACCGAUGCAGCCCAUGUUUACCACCCAGAGCACCUCCCCCGGUCCAGACCGUUCACCGGCUACACUCACGCCCUCCCCGGGCAUCGGUGGUCCCAUCUCACCGCUUGACCCUGGCAAUGUAACGCCAACGCCACCGGCCUACACCACACUCGGUGGUACCGGCGGUACGAUGGGCAAUCUGUUCGGCCAGUUCGGGACCGGGUUCUCUAACGCCGCCACCCAGCCCAAUGCAAGCGUGCCAAUGUUUGAAACCAACCUGCCCGGUCCGUCGAACGGUUGGGUCCAGCCCGUACCAUCACACACCCAGAACGGCCCUAGUCAGCCGCAGCCGCAGCAACAGAACCCGUUCAACUUGCUCAACUUUGGCACGCUCCCACUCGCAACCGGCGAUCCACUAAUGGCGAUGAGCACGGCAAACACGAACAACCAGCCGAACGUGGGCCCACCCUCGCUGGGGUCCGACUUUUACAUGAACCUCGAUCUGGCCAACCUCGAUCCGGUGUUCAACUCGUCCGAGUUGCGCUCCGUACUGGGGACACUUUCCACGACCGACCUAAACCGGCUCGAGCAGGCCGCCAGCAUGCAGACGUCCGGUGGGAAUUACCAACAACAUUCGGCCUCGAACCAGCAGCAAGCAAUAAAGGCUCUCUUAGCGACACAGCAGUUACAGCAACAGCAGCAGCAGCAGCAGCAGCAGCAACAACAACAACAGCAAGGACAAACCGGUCAAGCCGACCGGAUCGACAACGACGAGGACCUGACCGAUAGCUUUACGAAACUCAGCACAAACGAUUUAAACUAGAUUCAAAAACGGUGAUCGGUGACGGUGGUGGACAAGCGAUAGUGACACAACGGAAAACACCCAUACUCACACGAUCAUAAGAUUGCACCUUACAGCACCACUGUCACCAUUUUCCCGUAACGUUAGCCCGUAAGCAUCCAUUCCAACCCCCCUCCAAUGCGCUGUGUUUUGACGACAUGUUGUCUUAGUUGAGUUGUUAAGUUUUGCUCUGUAACACAUUUUUUUUUUGUUUACCAACAGACCAUUGGCAAGUAAAACCAAGAUUCGAGAUUUUUGUUUUACCUAA
Anopheles gambiae (African malaria mosquito) is the source of this 1339-nucleotide messenger RNA. Its product is annotated as ras-interacting protein RIP3. The coding region runs from base 61 to 1053 and encodes 330 amino acids. The transcript is spliced from 3 exons. The record is from RefSeq and is a predicted model, not a curated record. NCBI's taxonomy places the organism in Eukaryota, Metazoa, Arthropoda, Insecta, Diptera, Culicidae.